AUGCAUGAACGAACAUUUUUUACCUAUAUCAUCUGUUUAGGAUCAACCGCAGGAGGUGAACAUUUAUGUUUUAUGGGUUCUGGUCGUGAUGAAGAAGAUAAAUAUGUUCGCAUGGUUGUUUCUUAUUUUCUUCGACGAAAUAUAAAAUAUGUUAGCAUUGCGUCCGGUGGUUAUAGAGUUCUUACUAAAGCAAUCGAAGAUCCAUCAAUGAUAACUAAAGCAAAACAAAAUACAACAAAACAUGAUGAAGGAUCUAUUGGAUCGACAAUUAAGCAUAAUAUAGUAGAAAAAUUACCUGUUAUUAAUACACAAACGACUGCACUUUUUAAUAUGAUAUCAAGUGCUGUAAAAACGAAAUCGUUGGAAGUAAGAGAUAAAGUUAAAGAUUAUAUAGCUCAUACAUCAUUAACGGAAUCAACUCAUCCAGUAACCAGGCAUGUUAGUAAAGAAGAUAAAGUUGAUAAACUUUAUCGACAAAAAACUCCAGCAUCAGUUUUUUCGCUUGAUGACGAAGAUGAUAAUGAUGAACAUACAUCAUCAUCAAAACAACAUGAUGCACAUGAAUUUGUUGAUAUUGAAUCAUGGUUUCUUCGUAGUGAUAUGUUAUAUAAAUAUGAAUGUGAACAUUUUGAUGAACAUAAUCAAACACAUCCAAGGUAA
This is a messenger RNA of Rotaria sp. Silwood2, 660 nucleotides long. The record is from the annotation of a GenBank genome assembly. Lineage: Eukaryota; Metazoa; Rotifera; Eurotatoria; Philodinida; Philodinidae.